Messenger RNA from Wyeomyia smithii (pitcher-plant mosquito), 3103 nucleotides. Its product is annotated as peptidoglycan-recognition protein LF-like. The transcript has 6 exons. NCBI's taxonomy places the organism in Eukaryota, Metazoa, Arthropoda, Insecta, Diptera, Culicidae. The record is from RefSeq and is a predicted model, not a curated record. Bases 318 to 1640 code for a protein of 440 amino acids. Gene Ontology annotation, molecular function: zinc ion binding; N-acetylmuramoyl-L-alanine amidase activity. Gene Ontology annotation, biological process: peptidoglycan catabolic process.
CCUCAGUGUGCUAGUCUUCGCCGGAUCGCGCAACCGAUUGGAUCGUCGAGAGUUUAAAUGAUGCGCGGAACGAUUUUGUCGUAACAGAACUGAGACGUCAUAGAUCAUUGUGUAUUCAAAAGGCAGCAGUGAAAAGCAGUAUAUCCACUUCGCGCAUCCUACGAAACGAAGUGCUAUCGCCGGCAAAGUGCAAUAAGAUAAGUUUUAUCAAGUCUUAUUCUGGGCCUUACACUCACUCGAGUGCCAUGCGAUGAAGAAGUUGAAGAACGUGACUAAUCGUCAUUGGGCAUUCCACGACUCGUACAAAAAACACAGCUAUGGCUAAAUCAAAAAAUGGACUCAACAGUACACCGUCCGCCCUCAAUUCCAACACGCCAUAUCCGAGCACAUCACAGGCCGCGAUAGCGGGAAACUAUCCUGUUAAUAGUGGCAAUAGUGCUGUCGAAGUCAACUCAGGUGUUGAUAAGAGUGAUAGCAACAGCAGUCCAAACAUAUCAAUUUCCUCGAUUAACGAAAACGACAACAACGAUUCGAGUGCUUUCGAGAGCAGUGACAGCGAGUGCGAUGAUGAGCAGAUUAAAAAGGCCAUUGAACGAAUUCCGAACUCACUCCAGCCGGGCGGACAGUUGGUACAGAAUGGCAUGUUGACCGUGACGAACGAUAACGACUCACCAUCUGCCAACCGGGGACCGAACAUCGGCAGUAUAGCAGUACAAAACUCGUCAGACAUCACGUUUGGCAACAAAACAUACAUAAAGGGACAGGUAGUGAUAAAAAAUAUUUACCGUGAUAGACAGGAUGGCGUCGCUAACCAAGGAUUCCAGGGAGAUACUGGAGCUAACGCUGAACUGGAGACUGCAAAUCAAAAAACUUCUGAACUGUUAAAUCCUAAAGAGCCGCUUCCGUGGCGUUCUAGUCUCAAAGCCAUCAUACGGGAUAAACCAUUGCUCUGUGUGGCCAUUCUGAUCGGUGUGAUGCUUGCCAUAACCGUCAUCGUUAUAUCAGCCUACGUAGCAACGACAACAGGUAAACCUAUAUUAAAACAACACUACGGCGAUGGCGACGACGAUCGAGCGUAUGUCCCCCCGGAUACUGGCAUAGAUAAAGACUUCUUACCAGAUCCAAAACCCUUGCGGAUAGUCACAAGAAACGAAUGGUUGGCACAGCCACCCCGAGAAGAUUUAGAAAAACUUCAACUACCUGUGCAUAAAGUUAUAAUUGCACAUACAGCCACCGAAGGCUGCACUACUCAGACGGCGUGUGUCUAUCGAGUGCGGUUUAUACAGGAUAAACACAUCAAUUCGGACAACUUCGGAGACAUCGCAUACAACUUCCUCAUAGGCGGCGAUGGCAACGUGUAUGAAGGUCGUGGUUGGCCCAAGCAAGGUGCUUUUCUCAGAGGUCAAAAUUCAAAAAGCGAAGGCAUUGCCUUUAUUGGAGAUUAUCAACGAGUAAAACCAACUGACGCUCAAAUGGAGGUACUGGAUAGUUUGUUAACUGACGGCACUCGUAAGGGCUACUUGACAGAGGAUUUCAAGCUGUACGGUGCGCGGCAGUGGCAAGCAACCCUCAGCCCUGGUGAAAGGUUGUACGAGAGAUUGAAAAAUCAUUCACAUUGGAGUGAUGAUCUUGUUGAUUGAUGACUAGUACUGUGUGAACUUCUAGAAUAAUCUGAACAAAACCGUAACAGAAGACUGAAAUUUUCAGAGUCCAUGAGCUAUAUUCAACUUUUUGCUAGGCUUCCAUUCGUAUUUACAAUUAAUCUAUUGUUGAUAAAACGAUAAAUUAGGCGCGGAAGACAUUUUACUUAUUUGGAAAAAAAGAAAAAAAUAUACUAGCAUCAUAUGUAAAAGUGCGCAUAAAUGGUUGCAUGGUAAUUGAAGAUUAGAGAUGGCAACUAAGUAAAUUUUUACAAAAGCUUGACAUUACAACAUUUUCACAACCAAUAACCAUAACAAAAAGACAGUGCUCGAUGAAAUAAAAAAACGCACAACUUGUGAAAAUUACGAUUGCAUAGGUGCUGUGAUUCGUAAUAGUCCAAAAAAGAUUUUAUUGUAAAAAAUAGAGUUUAGAAAAAUUAGUAAUAACAGUGAUUAAAUAUCAAUCGACUGUGAAAGUGUUUCCUUUGAUGGUUUUGAACUACAUUGUAGUUAAUUUGCAAAUAGAGGUUUACUGUCGGACCCUAUUCCUUUGUUUCUUGAAGAAAAAAACUUUUAAAAUUCUCACACAAUGUUUACUUGUAUUUGAGUUUGAUGACCGUAACUGCAAUAUUCGAUAAUUAUACCUAAUUACUCUAAUGCAUUUGUUGUGGCUUCCGAAGGGAUGGCAGCGUUCUUGUGUUUUAGAUUAUUUAAUUAGCAAAAACUCUUUGUUAGGUUACACUUGACUUUCAUAACAUUGUCAAACACAUGCUUACACUAUAACUGCUCAAUUGGAUUUCUUUUUUAACAACAAGGGUUUUAUUGUACACACACUUAAAUGUAAGCUUGCACAAUCUUACCAAAAUGUGAAUAACUUCGGAAAAAUCAAGAUAAAAAAACAAAUUUAGUGAGUUGUUUUGAAACUAAUCUUUGGUAAAAAGGUUUCCGUCGAAUUGCACCAUGUAUCCUUUCCAGAAUGCCUGUGAAAAUCUCGUGCGUUCCUUCCAACGUUAUCACAUUGGUAGAAAAUUCGGUGACAUUGCCUAAAAUUUCCUCAUAGGAGAUGACGGCAAUGUGUAUGAAGGUCGUGGAUGGCGCUAUCAAGGAACUUUUCUCAUAAGUACCAUCGCUAAUUACUAAUUCAUUCAUACUACUUUUUAGUAUUGCGCUUUUUCUGAUCGAUAGGUCAAAAUUCGAAAAGCGAAGGAAUCGCCUUCAUAGGAAACUACCAACACAUACACCCCACUACCAUUCAAAUGGAGUUGCUAGAUCGUUUGCUCCUGUACGAACGAUUGAAGGAACAUUGGAGUGAUGAUCUUGUAAACUAAUAUUUUUUCACCAGAAAUCAUCAGAAAAAAAAUAAUUAAGAAUACUGAAUGUUUAUUCCAUAUGAACAAUGCGUAAUUUUAAUCUUUUGAAAGAACGCCUUUUUUAAAUAACAAAAAUUAAAGGAAACUUAUAAU